CGAGAGAAAGAAAGCGAGAGAGAGGGAUACACCAGUCUUGACGCGCGAUUACCACCACCGUUACCACCACUAGUUACCACGCUUCGUAAUCCGAAUCAAUGACAGGCCGCACGCUUCUGCAGCGACGACAGUCGUCCUACCACUACCAGACCUUCCCCGGCGUCGUUCCCCCGUCAAACAGAGGCCGUCCCCCGCCUCACUCGAAGCUCAACAGCGGUUCCCCAGACGCAAUAGGCAUCGGCUCCGGUUCCUCAUCUCUUCGAUCGAUGCGCAACGACGGCAACAACGGCGGCGGCGGCGGUGGAGGCAGCGAAAACUCAUCCGGCACCCCGAUCCCGCGGCGGCAGCUGAUCAUUCUCGCGGUGAUUAGUCUUGCCGAGCAGACGGCGCUGAACUCGAUCUCGCCGUACCUGCCGGAGAUGGCCGCGACAUUCCCGGAGGUUGAUGAGGGCAGGGUGGGACUGUACGUGGGCAUCAUCGCGAGCAGCUUUGCCGCGGCACAGUUCGCGACGAACGUCUUCUGGGGCAGGCUCAGCGAUAGGAUCGGACGCAAGCCGGUGAUCCUGAUGGGCACGUUCUUGACGAGUCUGUGCUUUUUGGCGUUCGGCUUCUGUCGUACCCUCACUCAGGCUAUCACGGUGCAGGUCUUGAUGGGUUUGGUAAAUGCAAAUGCUGGCGUCGUGUCCACUGUCCUCGGCGAGAUCACGGACAAGUCCAAUCAAACGUCAGCCUUCGCGUGGCUACCCAUCAUCUACGGUCUCGGCGCAAUCACGGGACCGAUCGUCGGCGGAUUGCUCGUCGAUCCGGCUCCUAAUCCCAGUGGGCCAAUCUCACACCUGUUUCACAAGUAUCCAUACCUACUUCCGAACAUCGUCGCAUUCGGGCUGCUCCUGGUGGACUUGGUGAUGAGCCUCUUCAUGCUCGACGAGAGUCUGGCCGAAGCGCAGGAUCUGCCGCCUCUGGGUGAGAGAGUCAGGUGCCUGUUUACCUGGCUCUGGCAGUUUUCCGCCUCUUACUGGCCUUCGUACUUGCGCGUGGGACGGUCGGCGGACGGAGAGAUUGACGGCAGUAGCCGGGAAACAUUGGCUGAAGCGUGUCCCGUCUUCAUGCCGGAGCGUGGCGAGGAGGUUUCUUACCGGGAGAUUCUGGUCCCGCAGAUCGUCUACCUGUUGAUAACUUACACCCUCUUCAACCUGAAUAACAUCGCCUUCAACUCACUAUACCCGAUCUACGCCUCCGGUCCCCGCCCCAGCGGCCGCGAACUGAGCCCGAAGGAGAUAGGACUCCUCCUCUCGCUCUCUGGCGCCGCGGGUAUCGUCUUCCAAGCCUUCCUCUUCACGCCGAUUGAGCGGCGGGUGGGCAACGUAUGGUGCUACCGCCUUGCAUUCCUCGGGUUCGUUCUCGCCUUCUUUGCGAUGCCACUCGUCGGCGUAAAUGCAUCCUCGCCCAAGGCUCUGAUCUGGACGCAACUCGGCGGCGCACUGCUGGUCAAGUCCAUCGCCGCGGUCACGGGCCUCACCUGCGCCAUGCUGCUCGUUACCAAUGCUAGUCCGAAACCUAGUACUCUCGGCACGCUCAAUGGCUUCCUGCAGACCGUCAGUGCUGCCGGCCGCGCCAUCGGACCGUUCGCCUCCGGUGCUCUGUUCACGGCCGGGUUUCAAAAGAAGGGAGGCGAGUGGCUGGCGUGGGGAACUUUUGGCGGCAUUGCGGCUGUGGGAUUGGGGCUGAGCUUUGCGUUGCGAUGGAAGGAGCUGGAAGGAGAAGACGGAGAGGAGGCUACGGCACUGCUGGGCGCUGAGGAUAGGGGGGGCAGGAGUGAAACUUGAUAGUUACGC
Molecule: messenger RNA, 1835 nt
Organism: Tricharina praecox
Lineage: Eukaryota; Fungi; Ascomycota; Pezizomycetes; Pezizales; Pyronemataceae
Product: major facilitator superfamily domain-containing protein
Exons: 3
Coding region: 99-1826 (575 amino acids)
Biological process (GO): transmembrane transport
Molecular function (GO): transmembrane transporter activity
Source: RefSeq, a predicted model, not a curated record